Planococcus citri (citrus mealybug) is the source of this 2589-nucleotide messenger RNA. RefSeq lists its product as uncharacterized. Lineage: Eukaryota; Metazoa; Arthropoda; Insecta; Hemiptera; Pseudococcidae. The transcript is spliced from 2 exons. Bases 1123 to 2202 code for a protein of 359 amino acids. The record is from RefSeq and is a predicted model, not a curated record.
UUUGAUUUUUUUUUAUUUUUGAUAAAAAUUCAUUCUUCAUUUGAAUUUGAAAGUUGUGUUGUGUUUUGAAAAUGUUCAUGUCGGAAGUGCUGCGAUUGUUUAUUUUGAAUUAAUCGUUCGUUUCUUGAUUUCAAAAAGUUUUUGUGUUAUGAUUUAUAUAUUUACGAAGUACUGCGUAUGGUUUGUUUGAUAAUCUUGCGAUCCUGUUGAACUGAUUUCACGAGGAGUAUCCUUUCCACCGGUUGCUCGCUAGAAACCGAAAGUGAAGAUUUCAAGAAUCUGUUUGCGAUCAUUAUAAAAUCAAAAUGACCGGCUACCAGAAUCCGUCCAAUGAUACAUUGGUUUUCUACUUUCAUGCCGGUAAGCUAAUCGAUUUGGCUGCAGUAUCUUUUCUGGCUGCUUUGAAGUAUCAUAAAAUAAAGCAGAUCCAUCGUGGAAACAAAGAAAUCGAUAUUGAUUCUUAUGAAAUGGAUCAAAUCAGAUCGGAGGUGCCUGAAACUAUGUGUAUUACUGAUAUGCUGUGUGAAUUGUCUGAUCGUAUAGACAAAUCUAUAGCUAAGUGGUGGAGAUACCACUGGAAUCAUGUGUUGUUUCGUAAUAUGCCAUCGGAUGAUAUGGUUACAUUGUUUGAUCGAUUGGUAUGGCUUCACGAUGGCUCAAUUAGCUUUAAACAAACGGCUAGAAAAUUGUUGGAUAGCGAUCAAUUGACAAAUGUGCAGAAGUUUCAAAUUGCUUGCACGUAUUGUUUCAUCGAUGAUGUGAAUCGUCUGAAACAGACAUUGUCGUCCGACGAGAUACAUCUCGCCACCGAAUCAUUUCGUACGGAUGUUGAUCCAUUCUUGGAGUACUGGUACCGUAAAAUACGACGUAUGACAGGUUAUCUUCAUCUGACGAACACUAACAUUAAUUUCUUUGUCGAGUUGAUAAAACCUAUCUGUAGAAAAUACGUACUAUAACCAUUGGCCUGUCGUAGAAUAUUUUUGGGAACAGUCAGUUAGCGAAGAAGAGCGUCUGACGAGAGUUCGAGAAAUUAUUUACUCGUACGAGUAUGGCGUUAGCAACACACCGGCCGAUCUGAUCUGGCGCUUUCUUCCCAAAUUGACUAGCUCACAACUCGAUUCGAUGAUAAUAAACGGUGGUUAUGAGAUUAUGCGUUGUUUCGCCGAAGAACCUAACUACAUCGAAUAUACAAUAUUGACUUGGAAACGUGUGGUGAAUUUAAUCGAUGAUGAUAAUCUUAAUUUUAUUCUAAACUACGUGACAGACAUGCAGAAAAAUCGAGAUUAUGUUAAUGGUCUACUCCGCGAAAUGUGGCUUUGCAUGUCAGAACAACAGAAAAAGUUUGUCGCCAACCAACAAGAAUUCGAUUAUGUGGCAAAGUGGUUUGAACGUUGUGAAUAUAAUUCGCCAAAUUAUCAGCUGAUUUUCGAAGUAUUUUUGCUUUGGGGUUCUGAACGUGAGCGUCAACACUACUGGAAAACUAAUUGGACUGAUUUAGUUAUCGGUCAAAUGAACAAUAUAAACAAAGUCGAAGAGAUAAUGAAAAUAAUCUUGGGUAGUUAUGAAAAUAUCGCGGUUUUCAAACGCACCGUCAUGAUCGAUUAUAAGUCUAUUGGAACAGCUUGUGAAAACUUGUUGAGUCAGGGACUUUUCGAGGAAUUGCAAAAGUACUUGAAUUACUGUACAGAGGAUCAGAAUGUGAUUCGGAAUUUGAAAAAGCAAAUUAUUAUGACGAUGUGGAAGGAUCGCCUGUUUCACGUGCUUUGCGAUUGUUGUGCUAACGAGGCUCUUCACGCUGAGUUUGAGUACUUUCUGCGCGACGUAUUAACGGUCGACGAAAUAAAAGAUUUUCAGAGAGAUGUGCUUAUGGCUAGUUCAAAAAAAUCGGAAAAAAUGCUGCGAGAUGGAUUUGUUCACGAACUUAUACAAUGCAUUGAAAAAUAUGCAUCCAGCGAAAAAGAUCUGUAUACGAUAAAGCUACAUUUUAUGAAAUACUCUCACCUCCUCGUACUUCUCGACGAUGUAGAAAUAAAAAUCAAACAGGCUGAUUGGGUGCAUUUCUUAUCUUGGUGUUUGAACGGCGACAAAAGUCUUACCGAGCGGUUUAAAUUUUCAUUACAGCCUGCCAAAGCGUCCAAGGAUGUGGAGAUGGGGCAAUAUUCUCUUUAUGAAGCUUUCUGUGAUUAUUUUUUAAACAACUAGUAAAUAAUCGAAAUAUUUGUGCAUUUUUUUCGUUUCUAAUGUUUUGAGGUUGAUGGCUAUCCGCCAAAAUAUAAAUUAUGAUCAAUUAGAUGUUACUUUUCUGUUAUAUUCACAAGGCUGAGAAAAACCACAAGGAUCCUCGAGGUGGCUCAUAAGGUUCCGAUGAUCUUCACCUAUUGAAGGCCUGACCAUGUUGAAAUGUUAAAUGAUUGUUCAAAAACGAUGAGAUAAUUUUAUAAAAUCUUGAGUAAGGAAAGAAAUUAAAAUUUUUCGGUCGUUGCAUCGACUUUUUUUUCUAAUUCAAAAAAUUCUACUGUUCAAAAGUCACUUAAAUGUCUGGACCCUGGAUUUCAAAUAAGUGUAGAAACUUUGUUAGAGGUUACGUCA